UCGGGUGUGUUUCCCAUGCAGAGCAAGAAUACGAGAGGCGAUGGAGAGGUGCGUCGGAAGUCCACGGAGAGAAAUUGCGAAUUUCGAUCGGGAGACCUGAAUUUGUGGCCACGUUCGUCGUGCAUGGGGCUGCGACUAACCUUAAGCUCCCUCCAUAUCUGUCCUUGUCACCUACGCGCAUGUCGAAGUACUGCGAGUGCUCCGAUCCCCUCUUAGAAGCCGCAGGACUGCCCAAAUGUGACGUCCAUCCCGAUAUGCAUUUCUUUCCUCGGCGCAUUCCUGCCAUCCGACACAGCGUUACUGUUCAACACCACGAUGCCACCCUUUCGGAUGACCCUGACCCGCGCACGAUACAUGUUGGAGCUGCCGACCGUUGGUUAGGCGGCCGCGGAAUGGACCAAACACCGAUCUCUCCAUUGAGCCAUGCCCUAUGGCGUCGGAAGGAUGUACAGCCAGGCGAGGUGCUGUGCUGCUUCGAGCGUGAACAAAUACUGCUCAAGAAUACUCAGUCUGGGGGCAGUAAAUCUGUAUUCUUCACCCUCUACUGCACGAUCACCCCCGGCGAGCACGAUACACGCAAUCAUCUCUUCCCCUCACGCUUCAUCUUCGAGACUUACCACUGUGGACUCGAUUGGCACGCCCCGAAGUGGGCUAGCUGGCCUACCUCUUGCUACGAGUUCGUCGAUUCGGCGCUGACCGUUGCGGUCAUGAUCUACGGACUCAUGUCAAAGGGCGGUGCGAUGACCGUUAGUGGUGCGGACGAACGAUGGGAGCCCUUGAUAUGGCUUUGCACCCAAGGCACUUCUUACACCACAUCUUUCCCCACUCUCGUACAGCUGGCGCACCGUGUAUGGAGAGAAGACGAUGAAGCCUGGGAAUCCGCGUUGAGGGCGCAAGUCACCGGAGUUCUGCUUCCAACUAGGUAGAAAUGGCUAGUGAUCAUCACUGGAAGUAUCCCCUUCAACAAAUAUAGCUGCCUAUGACUUCCGUU
Molecule: messenger RNA, 991 nt
Organism: Schizophyllum commune H4-8
Lineage: Eukaryota; Fungi; Basidiomycota; Agaricomycetes; Agaricales; Schizophyllaceae
Exons: 4
Coding region: 180-926 (248 amino acids)
Source: RefSeq, a predicted model, not a curated record